Messenger RNA from Scleropages formosus (Asian bonytongue), 1717 nucleotides. RefSeq lists its product as uncharacterized. Bases 836 to 1507 code for a protein of 223 amino acids. The transcript is spliced from 5 exons. The record is from RefSeq and is a predicted model, not a curated record. Lineage: Eukaryota; Metazoa; Chordata; Actinopteri; Osteoglossiformes; Osteoglossidae.
UUCUCUCCGUGUCUUUUUUCUGCUGGCUGAACCGUUCAGUUAACGAAAACGGCGCCAAAAACUGAAUGUAACCAACUUGUCUCCGGUGUAGCCAAGUGGUAUCCGUUUAGAAAGCAGUCUAACUUUUAAAAGUAAAAUGCUUGUGAUAUGUACACAGUAUGUUAGUCACAUUAGUUUUUUCAAGUGAAGCAUGCCAUCUGUAAUACCUGUAUUACAAUGAAUUGAAUGAAUCAACUGUUGGCUGCAUUAGAAAACGGCGCCAAACUCGGUAUUAAUAAUUAAUAUGCUGUUACUGUAGCUAAGAGAACUAUCCGUUUUAUACAGCAAUCUAACCUUCAAAGUAAAAUUCUCGUCAAAUGUAUCUUAGUCACACUGUUUUCAAGUGAAGUAUGGCUGAUAAUUGUAUUAACUUGGUAUUUCCAUUUUCAUACGUUAUUUAGCUAGGUAAUUGGUGUCAACCAUUGUGAAUUCCAACAAACUCAUUUGCAGGUGGAUUGCUUGUGCAACGUAGACGUAAUACCUUUUUGCCGGACUUUUGUUGUUCCUUCUUUUUAAGGUAAGUCUAAACUAGUUUCUAUAGCUGUUCACGUUAAAGGGAUACCCCACUUCAAUGUGCUAGUGGCAAAGAAUUUUUGGACAAAUCAGCCACUUUGGGAGCAAUUUGUGCUUGAACCCUGAUGAUUACCACUUGCUGUUAUAUUUUAAACUAUUUCCCCCCCUUUUUUACAGGUAUAUAUUGAAGACCACUAUAGAUGUUCUGCCAUGUCAGAGUGAAGAGAGUUUGGAGCAAGAAAGGUUGGAAUUGCUUAGUGAAGUAAAAAAGAGGGACAAUACCAUGGUGAUCAAAGCAAAAAUGGCAAAAACUUUCGCGCUCAGAAGACAUGAAGUUGUCAACCUGUCCCCCAGAGUUGUGGAUUUUAAAGACAGAUGGCCUGCACUGUUUAACCCCCAGCAGAUAAAUGAAGAAUUCAGGAGAAUUACCACUUUGGAUUUAGAGCCAAAAUUUAUGCAGAUGUUGGACCAGUAUACCCCAAAUCUGUUGAGCAUAUUUUGUGCCAAAGGAGGAGCACUUGGGCAAACUUUGCAGGACAAAAUGGUUGCCAUUCAUCAGAACCCUGGUGGUGUUACUAUUGACCAGACAAGAGAAGUUGUCAUUCGUUGCUUGGUUCAUUACUUGGGUGAAAAGGAUGAUGAUCUCAUCCAGGAAUACCAUUGCGCCGAAACAGAUUUUCAGCAAGAUCUCAUGCACCACACAAUGAAAAUUUCUGUCUUUAAGAGGGGUGAGCAGGAUGACAUCAGCAUUGUCUUGGAGGGUGCCCAAGUAGUGAGUGGUUUAGGAAAUGUGGCUAAAGCUUGUGCCGUUCUUCUUGGCCUCACUUAUGCUCUAAAUCUGAGCUACCCUAAACAGCUCAGGUAUACAUUUGAAGCAUUUCAAAAGCUCAUCUUAGAGUUGGACACUUGUAAGUUUUCACCCAAAAUGCAGUCUCUUAAGAAUAAGCUUGCUUAAUGUAGUCAUGCAAUACAAUUUACUUGGCUGAACACAGUGUUAAAACAAGCAUUGACAUACAAGUUACAUUCUUUAAAAUGUUUUAAGAUUUACACCACAAAAAUGCAUAUUUGUUUAGUGAUGCAACAUCAGACCACAGUAUGAGGUGUGGCAAAUUUUCAGUUCAGGUACAGUUGAUCUGUAUAAUUAUGUAGAAAUUUGGGACAGUAA